Motacilla alba alba is the source of this 1374-nucleotide messenger RNA. It is a transcript of the gene MITD1, whose product is annotated as microtubule interacting and trafficking domain containing 1. NCBI's taxonomy places the organism in Eukaryota, Metazoa, Chordata, Aves, Passeriformes, Motacillidae. Gene Ontology annotation, cellular component: midbody. The transcript has 7 exons. Gene Ontology annotation, biological process: midbody abscission. The record is from RefSeq and is a predicted model, not a curated record. The coding region runs from base 134 to 898 and encodes 254 amino acids.
CUUAGUCCCGGCCGGACACCGGUGCCGCGGCACUUAGGUUCCGAGCGGGCGGAAGGACAAGGGGGUGACACCUCCCCUCCGUUCCGCCGCCCGGUCCCCGCUCCCCGUCCCGCUCCCGUCGCCGUCCCGGUUCAUGUCCCCGUCCCUGUCCAUGUCGCGGGCGGGGAACGAUGGCAUCGCCGCGCUGGAGCGGGCCGGGGCGGAGACGUUGAAGCGGGCGGUGCAGCUGGACGUGGCGUCCCGGUUCCAGGAGUCGCUGGUGUGUUACCAGGAGGGCAUCGACCUGCUGCUGCAGGCGAUGAAAGCCACGACUGAUGAGGCGAAAAAGCAGCGCUACCAGCAGAAGAUAUCCGAGUACCUGACCAGGGCCGAGGACAUUAAAGAACACAUUAAGAAAGAAGAUGGCAAAUACCAUAAGCAAAUCAGGAUAGUAGAAAAUGCAACAGGAUUUGGUUAUGAAAAGCUUUUCCAGGAGUACCUCACUGAGAAAGUUUCUGAAGUUUGGGUGGAGGACCCGUACAUUCGCCAGGUUCAUCAGUUGUAUAACUUUCUACGAUUCUGCGAGAUGCUAGUUAAGGGGCCUUGCAAGGUGAAAACAAUCCACCUCCUCACUUCCUAUGAUGAGGGUAGUGGGAGGAUUCAACAGAUGACUGUCUUGGAAGAAAUAAAACAGUCAUUGAGUAAUUAUGGAGUAACACUGAAUAUUGACUUUUCGUCUUCAAUACAUGAUCGAGAAAUCAGAUUCAACAAUGGGUGGAUGAUUAAGAUUGGAAGGGGUCUUGAUUAUUUUAAGAAACCACAGGGUCGUUUCAGCAUUGGAUACUGUGACUUUGACUUGAGACCUUGUCAUGAAACAACAGUGGAUAUCUUUAAUACUAAACACACCAAGAAAAUGUGAUCAGAAAUGACUGCUUUUAAUAAGUGUUUUUAUAAGCAUAAAAAUGUAAGACUGAAAGAUGUUGCUUGAGUCCAGCUGGUUGCCCACAGAAGCAACUCUUCUAAGUACUUAGUGCAGCACGGCUUUUAAAAUCUGUAUGUUUUAGAAUGUUUGAGACUUUCCAGUCUGAGAAAACAAAACUGCAUGAUUCCUUCAUUGUACUUCUUCUGUAAUCUUAAUUACAAUCCAUGUCUAAAUUUUAUUUUGAUUUCGUAACAGACCCUCAAUAGUGUCUUUCAAAAGCCUUUAUACUGUCAUUUCUAUUUUUACUGUUGAUUUUGUAUUGAGCCUGUUUUGGAUUUUAUAUCUUUAACUGACCACCUCACAAUCAUUGGAAGCUGGGCUGCCACAUGUCCUCUUUUAUAAGCAGUCUUAUUUAUUUCCUUUAAUUCCUGUAUUCUAGUCAUGACUACUAUUUUGCUGGGUUUUUGUCAAUC